This is a messenger RNA of Uloborus diversus, 1452 nucleotides long. RefSeq names its product ankyrin repeat and SAM domain-containing protein 3-like. Bases 1 to 1413 code for a protein of 470 amino acids. Gene Ontology annotation, molecular function: protein binding. The transcript has 2 exons. NCBI's taxonomy places the organism in Eukaryota, Metazoa, Arthropoda, Arachnida, Araneae, Uloboridae. The record is from RefSeq and is a predicted model, not a curated record.
AUGAUUUCUACAACUUCCGGGCACUACGGCCUGUUCGAAGCCAUCCGUUACAAGCGCCACAGACAAGCUAUGCUGUUGGCGGAGGCAGGCAUAGAUGUCAACUGCAGGAACGAAAGAGGCCAAACGCCGCUCAUCUUCACCGUACUAGCCAUCGAAGAUUGCUCCAGAAGCAGAACUAAGUUGGUGAAACUUUUUCUUGAAUCUGGAGCAGAUCCUAAUGCUACUGAUUGGAAAGGGAUGACUGUUCUCAUGCACGCCUCUGCACUUGGGCAAGUGGACACUGUCAAGUGUUUGCUAGAAUAUAUUAUAACAAAUCCUUGCGUAACGGAUGCCAACGGAAACACUGCACUGAUGUACGCUGCAUCACACGGCCAUGAUGAAGUCGUAGCUGUGUUUAUAUCCAUCUUCAGAAACGAUAUCAAAAGUUUGCAGCUUCACAAGAGAAACAACGAUGGUUUUACGGCUCUUCAUUUAGCCGUGAAAAAUCGACACGAAUCUUGCGCCAGGUUGCUAACUAGAGAAGUCCAGUUUUUCCCAUCAGCAAUCGAACAAUUUCCAGAUCCCAAAGAACUAGAUCGCGAGCCCACACCUCCAGGUAUCCACGGUAGAAGAAAGCAUAAAUUAAUCAAUUCGGCUAAAAUUAAGAUAUCAUCCUUAAAAAGUGAAGGAACACGAACGACUGGGACAAUGACAAUUGACAGUGAAGAUUCAGAUUCUUCCAACUCAUGCCUGAGCGUUCUUGAAUGCAGCGUAGGCGAUUUACCCAUCUCAAACUAUACUCACCCUUUCGGGUUGCAAACAACCAAAUCAACGCAAGUAGUAUCUGUCGAAAAUCCACAGAAAACAGAAUCACGUGGCAGUAGCAAAGAAAGCUCGACCGAUGUCGAUUUAGGAGAUGAUUCCUUAGUUUCCGACAAGAUCGACGACUGGCCAGCCAUCCCAAUGCAACUCAAGACAAGUUCUCAAAAGCAGCUCGACCCCCUUGUGCCAAUUGAAGCGGGAAAUGGACAACCGCUGAUCGUGAAAACAUUCCAACGCAAGUGCCUUUUGAAACAGAAUAACCGAAGUGUGUCUGCUCUUAGAAUACAUUUGCACGAAUCAAGAGACGUGAAUGUAGCUAAGAAAGAGUGCGAAGCUGAGAACAUUUUAUGCGGAUCCUCUAUUAAACCCCAACAAAACAAAAAUCGCAUAACAAAUGGAAUUAAAAACGAAGCUUUAGCAAAUUUACUACCUAUCAUUCCAUGCAACAAGGAAAACGGUCAGUUGCCUCCAGUUAGGUACACUCUACGUCGUAGUGGCAGUUCUAAACAAGAUACUCUUUGCUUCCCAAGCGCUUCCUAUAUAUCUGUCAGAGCCGAUCAAAGUCCACGAGAAAUAGAAAUGUUCAAAAAGAAUAUAGUAGCUCUUUCAUAAGAUAUAAAAUAUUUUUGUUGUUUUUCCAAAGUGUUAUAU